Messenger RNA from Neurospora tetraspora, 1882 nucleotides. RefSeq lists its product as uncharacterized. The record is from RefSeq and is a predicted model, not a curated record. NCBI's taxonomy places the organism in Eukaryota, Fungi, Ascomycota, Sordariomycetes, Sordariales, Sordariaceae. Gene Ontology annotation, cellular component: extracellular region. The transcript has 7 exons. Bases 190 to 1665 code for a protein of 491 amino acids.
ACAGGGAUUCGGGUUGAAGCUGCUCGAGGCGGGCAGGUUGAAGGAUUAGGAGGAGGGGCGAGUUGCUCGGUAUGGCUGCUGGGACUUUGGGGAUAUAAGACGGCCCCCGAGCUUACGUUCAUGAUCACUCUUUUCUUCGCUAUCUCCCUUUAACAGCAUCUCUUUCAAACUCAUCCACGAUCCUACGAUAUGCGUGUCAAGGCGAUUGGCGUUGCGGUUGGCUUAUGCGCCGUUGGCGCUCUAGCCAAGGAGAAGGCAGUCGAUAUGUCACGUCAUGCCGAGUAUAAAUCUGGAGCAGUAAUGGAUCGAAUUAUGGCUCACAAGUUCGAACAAUGGGAAGCCAAACUUGCUAGCGGCGCCCUCAACAGCACCCAAUGGCCUCGUCUCAACUAUACCAAGUGUGUCAAUGGCAUUGCUGAAGCCAUCCAUGGCGAUGCUUUGCACACUUUCAGGUGCAAGAACAUGGACCUGUACGACUUCAUCAACCACGCGACUCUCGGCUCACCAUUGGCAACUGAGGAGGGAGCGACUGGUAGUUCCAUUUGGGGCUGGACUGACCCCAAGUUCGGCAGAGAGUUUAUCGCUGUGGGAAUGUAUCAAGGAACUGGCCUGGCUGAGAUCUUACCCAAGGGUAGACUGCUCAAUCUGGGUUUCCUUCCUGCCCCCGCAGCACUUGGCAAACAUGCUCUGUGGAAGGAGAUCCGUUCAUACAAGAACUAUAUGAUCAUUGGCAGUGAACUGGAAGACCACGGAAUCCAGAUCUUUGACAUGCGAAAGCUCCUCACGAUCAACCCCAAGAAAGCGCCCGUCACCUUCUCUGUCGACGACGUCACGGGCCACUUCAAGGACUUGCCUCUUGGCCGUACCCACAACGUCGCCAUCAAUGAGGAACUUCAGUACGCCGUGUCCGUCGGCGCCGCUCCUCGUGAAGACGUUUGCGGUGCCGGUCUCAUCUUCAUCGACCUCAAGGACCCAUCCAAGCCCACGAGACUAGGUUGCAAUGCUCAAGACGGUUAUGUACACGACGCCCAAUGCCUCAAAUACCGCGGUCCCGACAAGCGCUACCACAACCACGACAUCUGCUACGGCUACAACGAAGACAGCCUCACCAUCUACGACGUAACCGACAAGCACAACUCCUCCAUAAUCUCCCGCACCUCCUACGACGGCGCCGCCUACACCCACCAAGGCUGGGUGCUCGACCCCUUCAACCAAGAAUACCUCCUCCUAGACGACGAGUACGACGAGGAAGACGGCGUCGGCCCGGCCAAGGACGGGUACCCCGUCACUUACAUCUGGGACAUCCGCGACUUGCAGAACCCGAAGAAUACCGGCCUCUAUAAAGCGACGAAUCGCGGGAUCGAUCAUAACCAGUAUGUUAUUGAUGGACUGAGUUAUCAGAGUAGCUAUGGCGCGGGCGUGAGGGUUUAUGAUGUCUCGAGUAUUCCUGUUGAUCCGACAGGACAAAGUGUGUGUGAGGUGGCGUAUUUUGAUAUUUAUCCUGAGGAUGAUACAGAGCCGGGUGAGGGUGUCGUUGGGUUUGCGGGCAGUUGGGCGAGUUAUGGGUAUUUUAAGAGUGGGUUUAUUGCUGUCAAUACGAUUGAGAGGGGGGUGUAUUUGGUCAAGAUUACGAGGAGGGAGAGGUGUAAGAGGGUGCGUGCUUAGGGUGUUGGGGAUUGGGAUGGGGGAUGGAGAAGAUGGAGGUGAGCGCGCAGGUUUGGUGCCGGCGGACGAUUGAGGAUCAUGUACCCUAACCCUGAACACCGAAAAGGGGUCGUUGAAGUGGAUGUCUGCCGUCUGUCGAGUCAGCAACAUGGGAUCUAACACGGUGGAUCCCAUACAUAAUUCUGGAAACACCGGAAGGAGUGUCUUCGGAUUCUUC